AUGUCUACAACUGAAGGACAGUUCAAAAUAGGGGACGUCAGUCUUUACACCAAAACGUGGACUCCGACAGGCCCCAUCAAGGCCAAGCUCAUCUUUGUCCACGGGUUCAGCGAGCACAUUAAUCGCUACAAUGACUUCUUUCCCAAAUUAAGCGAGGCUGGGAUUCAGGUAUUCGGCUUCGAUCAGCGCGGCUGGGGCAAGUCGACCACCAAAAAGGCGGAGCGCGGCUUGACCGGCCCAACGUCUCUCGUCAUCUCGGACGUCGCCGCUUUCAUCGAGGACAAGCUUCCGUCCGACGUGCCCGUAUUCGUCAUGGGCCACUCAAUGGGCGGCGGUGAAGUGAUUACCCUGGCGGCGGACCCCAGCUAUGCCAAGCUGGUCAAGCAGGUUCGCGGCUGGAUGCUCGAUGCGCCCUUUAUCGGCUUCUCGCCCGACGAAGAGCCAAGCAGCAUCAAGAUUUUCAUGGGCCGCCUGGUUGGCAGGCUGCUGCCCAAGCAGCAGCUCCGACACGAAGUUCCACCCGAGCAUCUGAGCCGCGAUGCGGCCGUUGUGCAAGACUUUCGCAACGAUCCUCUGUGUCACAAUACCGGCACGCUAGAGGGCCUGGCCUCGCUCCUGGACCGGACCGGCGCGCUUUCUUCAGGCUCCGUCAAGCUGGAUGAUGAUUUGAGUCUUUUUCUCGCCCACGGAACUGCGGACAAGACUUGUAGUUAUGAGGCGUCAAAGAAGUUUUUCAAUGAGCAAUCAACGAAUGACAAGACGCACAAGGCAUACGACGGCGCGUACCACCAAAUUCAUGCAGAUCUUUGCAAAGAUGACUUUGCUAGGGAUGUUAUUGAGUGGAUUAGUGCUCGCUGCGAUAAACGAGAGAGCGGACCUGCGGAGUCAAAGUUGUAA
Molecule: messenger RNA, 897 nt
Organism: Beauveria bassiana ARSEF 2860
Lineage: Eukaryota; Fungi; Ascomycota; Sordariomycetes; Hypocreales; Cordycipitaceae
Product: hydrolase-like protein
Exons: 2
Coding region: 1-897 (298 amino acids)
Cellular component (GO): membrane
Molecular function (GO): lipase activity
Source: RefSeq, a predicted model, not a curated record